ACCAAAGGUGAAUUAGAGGAGCUUGCAAAAAUAAUAUUCCUACCGAGCGUAAACUUAUUGGACGACUUUCCAGAAAAAGAGAAUAGGAUUUUUGAUCCACUUUCACCAGAAUGCUUUACAAAGAAGACCUUAACGUCGUCAAGCAGCAAGUUCGAUUAUUAUAAAAAUACCAACGCAUUGUAUAAGUCACUGGCCACCGAGUCAAGCUUGAGCGCAUCCUUAACCUCUACGUUUACUUUGGGUGCCACUGUAUCAGUGGCAACAAAGAGCAAAAGCUCAGAGAAAAGCGAAGUGAGUGGCAUAUCUUUGAUCAAGCAGGCGUUGGCAGAAAAGAUUUACGUUAAUAAAGAAUGCCUCACAAGUGCCAAAAUGUCCACCCUGAAUAAAGAAUUUAUGGAAUCCUUUAGUGCAUUGCCACUGCAAAUUAAAGAACCCUGGCUCCACAAUUCUUGGAAAGCAUACAGCGCUUUCCUGGAGAAAUACGGCUCUCAUGUCAUAACGUCUAAAGAGACCGGAUCAAGGUUCCAGCAAAUGGUGUUCGCAGAGAGCUCUGAAUCGUAUAGCGAAAGAGAUUUCCAGGUGAGAGCCUGUAUCUCGGCCGCAGGUCCCACAGAUGUUGGGGAGCUUGGUCUUUCGGCUUGUUCUAAUGUGACAAACAGUGAAAUAUCCCAGGCAAGCAAGAUGACUGUUAGCGAGACAAGAUUUGUCAGGGGAGGGCUAAGGGAUACAAAUAGCGCUUUGAAUAAUGGAAAGACGUCGACUGAACUGAUAAACAAACUUAUGAAUGAAGCUGAUGAGGCACCUAAGCCUGUCCAGCAUACUUUGAUGACGAUCUGGAGCAUAUUACAAAGCCGCUUUGAAUCAGGAUCUAAGAAUUACCACCGAGCAACAAACCUCCAGUACUACUACAGUGGAUACUUGGAUUAUGGCUGUCCCUACAGUAAAAGUGGUAAUGUUGAAAUUCAAAAGUUCGACUACAAACAGCCAAUGAAAGAAAAUCCAGAAUUCGUAUGUACUCUCGCUGACGAUGGUUGCCAUAACGAUAACGAUUGUCAUUACGUAAUUGGCGUCAAGUGUGCUUGCAGAGGAAAAACGUGCGUUCGCUACCAUUCGGAAAAACAAACAACAGGUCAAAUCAAACAAAUGGCAUACGUCAAUAACCACAACUGGAUGUGGGAAGGAUGCAAUUGGAAAAAGUUGUGGAUUGAGUGUGGUUGCUACAAUAAAUAUCGCAAUGAACGGAAGGUUGUGUGGUUCCUACCAAUUACGUCCAGAGAUGCUGGUAAACAUAAAGCACCUGGCAAAGGAACCUACGACGAGGCAAAGGAUCCU
Pocillopora meandrina is the source of this 1332-nucleotide messenger RNA. Lineage: Eukaryota; Metazoa; Cnidaria; Anthozoa; Scleractinia; Pocilloporidae. The record is from the annotation of a GenBank genome assembly.